CCUCUUCCAAAGCCCAGAAGAAGGCUGGCAGCUGUAUACCUCGGCCCAGGCCCCUGAUGGGAAAUGCAUCUGCACGGCCGUGAUCCCCGCACAGAGCACCUGCGCCCGGGAUGGCAGGAGUCGGGAGCUGCGGCAGCUGAUGGAGAAGGUCCAGAAUGUCUCCCAGUCCAUGGAGGUCCUUGAGUUGCGGACGUACCGUGACCUCCAGUACGUGCGCAGCAUGGAGACCCUCAUGCGGAGCCUGGAUGCUCGGCUCCGGGCAGCUGAUGGGUCCCUCUCUGCCAAGAGCUUCCAGGAACUGAAGGACAGGAUGACGGAGCUGUUGCCCCUGAGCUCGGUCCUGGAGCAGUAUAAGGCAGACACGCGGACUAUCGUGCGCCUGCGGGAAGAGGUGAGGAAUCUGUCCGGCAGUCUCGCCGCCAUCCAGGAGGAGAUGGGUGCUUACGGGUACGAGGACCUACAGCAGCGGGUGAUGGCUCUGGAGGCCCGGCUCCAUGCCUGCGCCCAGAAGCUGGGCUGUGGGAAGCUGACUGGGGUCAGUAACCCCAUCACCAUUCGAGCCAUGGGGUCCCGCUUCGGCUCCUGGAUGACCGACACGAUGGCCCCCAGUGCGGACAGCCGGGUCUGGUACAUGGACGGCUAUUACAAGGGCCGGCGCGUUCUGGAGUUCCGCACUCUGGGAGACUUCAUCAAAGGCCAGAACUUUAUCCAGCAUCUGCUGCCCCAGCCCUGGGCAGGCACGGGCCAUGUGGUAUACAAUGGCUCCUUGUUCUACAACAAGUACCAGAGCAACGUGGUAGUCAAGUACCACUUCCGCUCACGCUCCGUGCUGGUGCAGAGGAGCCUUCCGGGGGCUGGUUACAACAACACCUUCCCCUACUCUUGGGGUGGCUUCUCUGACAUGGACUUCAUGGUAGAUGAGAGCGGGCUCUGGGCCGUGUACACCACUAACCAGAAUGCAGGCAACAUUGUGGUCAGCCGGCUAGACCCGCACACCCUUGAGGUCAUGCGAUCCUGGGACACUGGCUACCCCAAGCGCAGCGCUGGUGAGGCCUUCAUGAUCUGUGGCGUGCUCUACGUGACCAACUCCCACCUGGCCGGGGCCAAGGUCUAUUUUGCUUACUUCACCAACACGUCCAGCUACGAGUACACAGACGUGCCCUUCCACAAUCAGUACUCCCACAUCUCCAUGCUGGAUUACAAUCCCCGGGAGCGAGCCCUCUAUACCUGGAACAACGGCCACCAGGUGCUCUACAAUGUCACCCUCUUCCACGUCAUCAGCACUGCUGGGGACCCCUAGAGGCCCACCAGGGGCCCUUUCUACUCCGCCUGUGUCCCUUCAAGUUGAUCUGUCUCUGUCCUGCCCCACCUCCCCUCCUGUCCUUUUUUUCUCUCUCACUGCCUUUCGCCCAGCUUUCAUUCUCUGCCUCUGUAUUUCUAUUGGUGCAUUUUCUCAAUGUCUCUUCUCCUUUAUUGAUCUGAUUUUGAUACUCCAGUUCUUUGUCAUCCUGCCUCUUUAUUGAUGUCCCUCUUUCUUUUUAUUGAUCUGACUCUGCAGAUCAUUCCCUGUCUCUGCCUGUCUCUCUUCCCUCCCCUCUCUGCUUCCCUCCCACCCAUUCCCUUCUCCCUCUCUCUGAACCUCUCCUCUUCCCCGCCAAGGAGUUGAGUGCAUGGAUCUGUUUAUUUUUAUUUUUAUUUACGCCUUUACUUUCUGGGUUGCCGGAAUAAACGGAACCUUUGACA
Myotis lucifugus (little brown bat) is the source of this 1743-nucleotide messenger RNA. It is a transcript of the gene OLFM2, whose product is annotated as olfactomedin 2. Bases 140 to 1300 code for a protein of 386 amino acids. Gene Ontology annotation, biological process: signal transduction. NCBI's taxonomy places the organism in Eukaryota, Metazoa, Chordata, Mammalia, Chiroptera, Vespertilionidae. The transcript has 5 exons. The record is from RefSeq and is a predicted model, not a curated record.